Vitis riparia (riverbank grape) is the source of this 889-nucleotide messenger RNA. Its product is annotated as transmembrane emp24 domain-containing protein p24beta3. Gene Ontology annotation, biological process: endoplasmic reticulum to Golgi vesicle-mediated transport; Golgi organization; intracellular protein transport. The transcript is spliced from 4 exons. Gene Ontology annotation, cellular component: endoplasmic reticulum-Golgi intermediate compartment; COPII-coated ER to Golgi transport vesicle; Golgi apparatus. The record is from RefSeq and is a predicted model, not a curated record. NCBI's taxonomy places the organism in Eukaryota, Viridiplantae, Streptophyta, Magnoliopsida, Vitales, Vitaceae. Bases 76 to 723 code for a protein of 215 amino acids.
ACAGGCUAUAUUCAUUAUUCAUUCUUCUUCUCCUUGAUCCACCGAUCGAUUUUCAACCCAAAACCCUAAUUCAAGAUGGAGAGGAGGCACACGCACAGAUGUGCAACCGGCUUUAUUUUUAUAGCUCUCUUUUUCAGCUUUAUCCACCGUAUCUCAGCUCUCUCCGUCACCGUCAACGAAGUAGAAUGUGUUUAUGAGUACGUUAUCUACGAAGGUGACACCGUUUCUGGGAACUUUGUUGUCGUCGAUCACGACAUUUUCUGGGGCUCUGAUCACCCUGGCAUCGAUUUCACUGUGACGUCUCCCGCAGGCAACACGGUGCACACUGUAAAGGGAACAUCUGGGGACAAGUUUGAAUUUAAGGCCCCACGAAGUGGAAUGUACAAAUUUUGUUUCCAAAAUUCUUAUGCAACACCUGAGACUGUCUCUUUCUAUAUACAUGUUGGCCAUAUUCCCAAUGAGCACAACCUCGCCAAAGAUGAACAUUUGGACCCCAUAAAUGUUAAAAUUGCUGAGUUGAGAGAGGCACUGGAAUCUGUUACAGCAGAGCAGAAGUAUUUGAAAGCUCGAGAUACUCGUCAUCGUCACACAAAUGAAAGCACAAGAAAGCGUGUCAUAUUUUACACGCUGGGUGAGUACCUUUUGUUGGCUCUUGCAAGUGGACUUCAAGUCGUUUACAUCCGCCGUUUGUUCAGUAAAUCAGUGGCAUACAACCGAGUUUGAGGUAGCAUGUUUGAGAGGCUUGACUGAUGUAACUGUUGAGUGAAGAGAAUUAUGUAUUGUGUAACAAAACAUGGUUAUACUAUUUAUCCCUUGCUUCUAUUUAUAAUGUGAUAUUCAAAGAUAAUGUUGUAGGUUUACCUUAUUCACAAGUUCCACUGGCUGUGAA